GAAGCUCACCGCCGGCGACAGUACUUGGCUGCAACGUGCAAGCCACCCGCCACCAGCCCUUCAGCUUGGCGUCGACUGUUUUUGGAGUAUCUAGACAGAAUGGAAGGUUGUCAAUGAGGAGUAGAAUCCAUAGCCAAUUAUUAGGAAUUCAGAAUACACCUUCGUUUUCAGCUGGGAAAAAGUUUCAACUUGAUGAUUUGAUUGAGGCGCAGCAGUUUGAUAGGGAAAUUCUAGCUGAUAUAUUUGAAGUUGCUCGUGAGAUGGAAAAGGUUGAGAAGAAUUCUCCUGGGAGUCAAGUCCUUAAGGGGUAUUUAAUGGCUACUCUUUUUUACGAGCCUUCUACUCGUACCAGGCUUUCUUUUGAGUCUGCAAUGAAAAGGCUAGGUGGUGAAGUUUUGACAACUGAAAAUGCGAGGGAGUUUUCGUCCGCAGCCAAGGGAGAGACUCUUGAGGAUACUAUUAGAACUGUUGAAGGCUAUUCAGAUAUUAUUGUAAUGCGCCAUUUUGAAAGUGGUGCUGCUAAAAGAGCUGCAGCAACAGCUGAAGUUCCUGUUAUCAAUGCAGGAGAUGGGCCUGGACAGCAUCCCACCCAGGCUCUUUUGGAUGUAUACACUAUCGACAGAGAGAUAGGGAAACUGGAUGGUAUUAAAGUUGCACUUGUGGGAGAUCUUGCUAAUGGGAGGACAGUCCGCUCACUUGCCUAUUUGCUUGCCAAAUACCAAGAUGUGAAGAUAUACUUUGUCUCUCCUGAUGUGGUAAAAAUGAAGGAUGACAUAAAAGAUUAUCUGACAUCAAAAAGAGUUGAAUGGGAAGAAAGUGCCGAUCUAAUGGAAGUUGCUUCGAAGUGUGAUGUUUUAUAUCAAACUCGUAUUCAGCGAGAACGGUUUGGGGAGAGAAUUGACCUUUAUGAAGAAGCUCGGGGAAAGUACAUUGUGGAUCAUAAUGUGUUAAAUGUGAUGCAGAAUCAUGCUGUGGUCAUGCAUCCUCUCCCCAGGCUAGACGAGAUAACUGUUGAUGUUGAUGCUGAUCCAAGGGCUGCAUAUUUUAGGCAAGCGAAGAAUGGUCUCUAUAUCAGAAUGGCUCUCUUGAAACUUCUACUUGUUGGGUGGUGAGGGAUGGAUUACCUUAAUCAAUCUUGAAAUUUUGAUGCGUAGUGUUUGACUUGCUUGUCCUUGUUGUUUACGAGUGAUUUGAACUGA
Populus euphratica (Euphrates poplar) is the source of this 1199-nucleotide messenger RNA. RefSeq names its product PYRIMIDINE B (gene PYRB). The transcript has 6 exons. Lineage: Eukaryota; Viridiplantae; Streptophyta; Magnoliopsida; Malpighiales; Salicaceae. Gene Ontology annotation, biological process: 'de novo' pyrimidine nucleobase biosynthetic process; amino acid metabolic process. Bases 114 to 1112 code for a protein of 332 amino acids. Gene Ontology annotation, molecular function: aspartate carbamoyltransferase activity; amino acid binding. The record is from RefSeq and is a predicted model, not a curated record.